UUGCGGGAGUAAACAAGCGGAAGUGAAAGUAAAAGUGCUUCCGGGUUCGUGAGGGCGUCUUUCUCAAGAUGAGUUCUCCGAACUUUAAUAAACUCCUGCUGGACAUUUCGAACCAGCUGUCCGGGGACCAUCUGGCCCAGCUGAAGUUCCUGGUCCGGGAGCAGGUCGGGAAGAAGGACCUGGAGCGGGUCACCAGCGGGCUGGUGCUCUUCCAGAUCCUGACCGAGAGGGAGCUGCUGGCGGCCGGCAGGACCGACUACCUGGCCGGCCUCCUGCGGGACAUCCACCGGGACGACCUGUCCGACAGACUGACUGACAGCGGGCCCGACGACCCGGAGCCCGACCCGGAGGCAGCCAAACUGGACGCCGCCGCCCCGGUGGUGGCGGAGAACCUGGGCCGGUCGUGGCGGAAGCUGGGCCGCCGGCUGGGCCUGAGCGAGGCCCGGCUGGAGUCGGUGGCCGGGAGGCAUCCGUCGGACCUGGAGGAGGCGGCGGUGGAGCUGCUGAAGGAGUGGAGGAGGACCGGAGCGGGCCGGGUCCAGAUCCAGGACCUGAUCCAGGCUCUGAGGGCCUGCCAGUUCAACCUGACUGCUGACAGGGUGGAGGACAGGCUGAAGGAACUCGGCCUCUGCUGACCCAGAACCCGUCAGGUGGACCUCAGUCCGCAGUGCGAUUCGUGGUGAUUUAUAUUCAAAUCUAUGGAAAAUAAAAUCAUGUCAUGAAGUUUGAUGGAGUACCAGAUGUGUUAAAGACUGAGGAAACCGAACCGCUGUGCUGCUCCAGCCCUCUUCAGCAGAGGCACUGAGGCCUGGGUUCUUGGUUCUGGACCAGGACCGUCUCCUGUGGAUUCCCCUCAGCAGAGAGUCGGCCGGUUGGGGAACGUCUCCGAUCAGUGGUUCUCCAUCAUACGGCGUCCUCCCAAAUGGACGACACAUCUGAGACAUGAGCUCCAAGUGUCUCAGGGGACUUUCAGGUUCUGGUCUGUGGCUCUGCAGCCAGCAGAACCCAGAGUGUUUUUAUCAGCUGGAGAAUGUUCCAGCAUCUCCACGAGACGCUGCUCAGAGAGCCAACGCUCCUCCGACGGCCGGAGCCCCGCCCCGCCCGGCGCCACGUCCCGGUGCUGAGCACCGGUCAGCUGCCGGUGUUCCGAAUUAACUGGUUUCCGUGUUAACUUGUGACCAACAGAUGUUGAAAACCGACUGAAACUUGUGGUUCCAGUGAACGUCAGCUUUCUACAGUUCCAGCAAAUUCAUAAGUUUUGUCUUUUGUGAGUCUUAUUUCAACAUCUGCUGUUUCCAGCAUGCGUUUACAGAAAUCCGUCACUCGUUACCAUGGGAACCAGUUCAUCCAUCACACCGGGCGGCGGUCUUCUGGUAGUCUACCACCAAGCUCUUUCAACAACUGGCUCCAUCUCUCCUCUUCAGUGUUUGUUCUCUCAGAGUUUUUUAUUAAAAUGUGUUUCUCAGCUACA
This is a messenger RNA of Salarias fasciatus (jewelled blenny), 1471 nucleotides long. It is a transcript of the gene fadd, whose product is annotated as Fas (tnfrsf6)-associated via death domain. Gene Ontology annotation, molecular function: death receptor binding; caspase binding. The transcript has 2 exons. Gene Ontology annotation, cellular component: CD95 death-inducing signaling complex. The record is from RefSeq and is a predicted model, not a curated record. Bases 69 to 635 code for a protein of 188 amino acids. Gene Ontology annotation, biological process: regulation of apoptotic process; extrinsic apoptotic signaling pathway; positive regulation of innate immune response. Lineage: Eukaryota; Metazoa; Chordata; Actinopteri; Blenniiformes; Blenniidae.